CAGACUUCCGGGGUAAUUGGCGCCCAUGUGCAAGUGUUAUCGCUUCAAUCAAUUCAUUUUAAUAAUUAUUAUUCAAUAGAUACUUACACUUACUAUUAUUGAGCUUUUAUUGUAUGGAAAUAUGUACAAACAUCGACAGCAAAGUAAUACAUUUACGAGCACUUUCAUGAACAUAUCCACAUAUUGGGUUUGUUGGAUUUGUUCAAAUGUGCUACUUUUUGCUAAGUCCUGAACAGAGCCUACUGUUGUUCCGUCCGCUUGCGACGUCCCGGAACUAAAACCACUUGCACCUCACUACCUCUCCAUAGGCCCUUGGGUUUGUUAUAGCGCACCGGCAGCUAGCUAUUGUGCUAAUCCAGCUACCGCGGGGUUAGAAAGAUUUUCACACUCGAAGGCCAACUUUCAGCCACUUUGGUAGUUGAAGAGAUUUUUUUUCUGGGUCAAUCCAAUUCAGCCCCACGAUGUCCUUCCCCCCACAUUUAAACCGGCCACUGUUGCCCCCUCCUGGAAUCCCCCCUCAGUAUGCUGGCUUCCCUGCAGGAGCUCCGAUGAUCCCAGUUCACAUGGGCAUCAUGACCCCCAGCCCUGUAAUUGUAUCGUCUCUACCUGUGGUCAGUAAACCUCCAGUCCAUCGGAAGGAUGACGAGGCCGGCCCCACAACCACGGUGUUUGUGGGGAACAUAUCUGAAAAAGCCUCAGACAUGCUGAUCCGACAGCUGCUCGCGAAGUGUGGAAUAGUCCUCAGCUGGAAAAGAGUUCAGGGAGCAUCAGGCAAGCUACAAGCAUUUGGGUUUUGCGAGUACAAAGAACCAGAGUCCACACUACGAGCCCUGCGGCUUCUUCAUGACCUUUCAAUUGGCGACAAAAACCUUCUUGUGAGAGUGGAUCCCAAAACAGAAGCACAGUUAGAUGAGUGGAAGGCCAAGAAAAAAAGUGCUAAUGGGAAAGCGGACUCAGACAAUGGAGACAGUCAAGAGGAGGUUCUGGAUGAGGAGACACUGAAGAAGGAUCAGGUCGUCAAAGGUGCGAUUGAUGGAUUAAUGCGGGAAUAUGCUGACGAGCUCAGCGCUCCUUCCCAGGAUGAAGAUGCCCUGCGUCGAAAGAGAAAAAAGGAUAAAAAGGACGAGGAUGACUUGAAUGCAAUCGACAUGGAGGACGACAAGCGAGACCUUAUUACCAGAGAGAUUAGUAAAUUUCGAGACACUCACAAGAAACGGGAGGAGGAGAAGGACAAGCGGGAGAAGGAGCGUCUGGAGUUUGAGCGAGAGAAGCGCGAGCGAGAGAAGGUGCGCGAGCGCGAAAGAGAGCGGCGGGAUCGCGAGAAGGAGAAGGAGCGCGAGAGGGAGCGGGAACGGGAGCGCGAACGAGACAAAGACCGCGAGCGCCGGAUCAAGGAACGCGAGCGUGACUGGGAAAGGGACAGAAGCCGGGAUAAAAGUGCCCCUCGCAGCCACUCAAGAGAGAAGAGCCGGGACCGAGAGCGAGAAAAGAAACGAGACCACGGCGAUGAAGAGCAGGUGCACGAACGACGGAGGCUGGAACGUAAGCUCCGAGACAAAGAAGCAGCCUAUCAGGAGCGGCUAAAAAACUGGGAGCUCAGGGAGAGGAAGAAAGCACGGGACUACGCCAAAGAUCUCGAGAGGGAAGAUGAGCGCCAACGAGAGAUGGAGACUUUUCAGCACGGGGGGGAGCGCUCAGACCGUCACACCAGUCCUCAGAACCGUGAGCCCAACGCGCCCUCUUUUGCAUUCAUUUCCCUGAAUUGUGAUCCCACGUGGUACGCUGAUCCUGCACAUUAUAUGAAAGAAGGCAAACGGCUAAAAGAGUUCCUGGAAGAUUACGACGACGACAGAGAUGACCCCAAAUAUUACAGGGGCAGUGCACUGCAGAAGCGCCUCAGAGACAGAGAGAAGGAGGUGGAGGUGGAUGAGCGUGACAGGAAGAGAGAGAAGGAGGAGCUGGAGAAAAUCAGACAGCGGCUGCUAGACGAGGGACAUCCAGACCCAGACGCGGAGCUACGCAGGAUGGAGGAGGAAGAGGAGGAGCGAGCGCGGCGGCCCCCCGCCGUCCGAGAAGCGCAACCCGAAGAGCCGCGGGAGCAGCGCCGCAGGGCGUCGCGGGACCACAGAGGCGACCACCGGGACCAUCGAGAAAACCACAGCGGGCACCAAGACCGAGCGGAGCAUCGUCUGCACCCCGCCCGCUCGGAGGACGAGGACGCGGAGGAGGGCGAAGACGGCGGUUACGAUGAGGAAGACGACCCCGAAGUCAAACCCUGCCUCAAGCCCACCAUGAGGCCCAUCACGGCGGCCCCCUCCGUGUCUUCGGCCAGCGGCAACGGCUCUCCGGACACGCCCGGCAACGAGUCGCCGUGCGGCAUCAUCAUCCCGCACGAGAACUCGCCCCCUGACGCGCUGCCCCCAGACGAGAACCGACCAAAGAUUGGCCUCAGCCUCAAAUUGGGCGCGACCGGGAGUCCGAGCCAGCCCAACGCGGGCAAGAGGAAGAAGCUGCCCGUCGACAGCGUCUUCGGCAAGUUCGAGGAGGAGGAGGCGGACGAGCAGCCGCGCAAGAGGAAGCUGGUGCCCCUGGACUACGACGACGAGAAGAGCCUGGGGGCGGACGGCGCCAAGGGGCCCAACUCGGAGGAGAAGCGCAAACACAUCAAGAGCCUCAUCGAGAAGAUUCCCACAGCCAAGCCCGACUUGUUCUCCUACCCUCUGGAUUGGUCCAUGGUGGACACGACGCUAAUGGAACGACGCGUGCGGCCGUGGAUCAACAAGAAGAUCAUCGAGUACAUUGGAGAGGAGGAGCCCACAUUAGUGGACUUCGUCUGCUCCAAGGUGAUGGCCCACGGAACCCCGCAGGGCAUCUUGGAUGACGUUGCGAUGGUUCUGGAUGAAGAGGCCGAAGUCUUCAUUGUGAAGAUGUGGCGGUUGCUCAUCUAUGAAACAGAAGCCAAGAAGAUUGGCCUGGUAAAAUAGGUGCACUUAAAUAUGACUUUUUUUUUUUUUUUUCUUCCUUCUAACGUGUACUAGAUUUAGGAGAGUUUUUGUCAUGACUUAAACCCGCCGGUAACCAUUUUGUUGUAAAUAAUCAUUCAUGCUUUAGUCAGUUAUUUGCUUCCAGGACCGUGUACGUGUUUUUAAAAUUCGGCUUACGUGAUUUUUUUUUUUUGUGUGUGUGUGUGUGUGGGGAAGUUAACGGAGAGCAGAGUUGCCUCCGCCGUGCUGUGUACGCGGGUCGCUUUCGAUUUGCGUGCGCGUCCGGGACAGGAAACGAUUGAUUCCAUCAUCUCUCGUUAAAAACCUCGAGCGACAGGAAAACGCUACAGUGACGGUACUCCCCAUUGUUUCUUUUGUAUCGACGAACAUUUCAAUAAAAAUUGUUUUGUAAUA
Syngnathoides biaculeatus (alligator pipefish) is the source of this 3398-nucleotide messenger RNA. It is a transcript of the gene rbm25b, whose product is annotated as RNA binding motif protein 25b. The coding region runs from base 462 to 2984 and encodes 840 amino acids. The record is from RefSeq and is a predicted model, not a curated record. Gene Ontology annotation, biological process: regulation of alternative mRNA splicing, via spliceosome; mRNA processing. Gene Ontology annotation, cellular component: spliceosomal complex. NCBI's taxonomy places the organism in Eukaryota, Metazoa, Chordata, Actinopteri, Syngnathiformes, Syngnathidae. The transcript is spliced from 18 exons. Gene Ontology annotation, molecular function: mRNA binding.